CCCCUAAAAUGGUUGUCCGGAAGAACAACUCAACUAUUCCCCGGGCAGGCAUGCCGCCAGCAGAUGCAGCAUCAUUUCGCCGCUACCGAGCAACUAAUGAGCGCACCACAGCCAUGGAACGCUGUCAAAUUUGGAACUGCACAUGGGAUGAGGGGGAUAAGGUGCGAGAUUCCGUGCGCCACAAGCUUCUUCGACCAUCGGGCCAGUUCGCUUCAAAGAAAAUGCUAUUCAAAGACCUCACCGUCAGCGAAGGCGAAGAGCUCGUGUACUGGAUGUUCUCGUCCAACAAGGACAGCGGCCUAGUCGAGUGGGCAGAUCUAGUUGCCGAAGUAAUGGCAGAGUUCCCCGAAUAUUCUGCCCCAGAUCCAAUGCCAAUGGAACCAGAAAUGGACAACAAGUGGUUCGGCUAUCAAAUGCCAGACGACUACGACCCAGAACCCAAACGCAUCGCCCGCGUCCCUUACGACAUCCGCCUCAAAGCCACCCGCGACCUCUUCGUCUUGGAAUCACAAUACAUGAAAAACACCCCAUCCCUCCGCGACGAAACAACCUGGGUCCGUAAACGUCACAACGCCUCCUUACUUCCAGGUCCCCACCACAGAGCACGCACCAAAAACGCCCCCGUCCAGAAAAUCCAUCGAAUGACACGCCGCCUCAUCGUCCGCAACUGUCAAAAUCCCGAGAAGUUCUUCACCGAACGCCUCACCUCCCUCGUGGCAGACGACACCAACCUGAAAGAUCUAAGUUCCAUCGAAGUGACGCGUCUCGGUGCUGAGAUCGUAGCUAGGAAGUGGACGGAUCCUGUCGAUGAGUUUUGGAUUUCUUAUAAGCGGAGAAGUGAUGGGAAGCAGGUGGCGAUUGGUAGGGAUCGUGAUUUGGAGAAUUCGCUCAUCGAUACUGAGGGGGAGAAGGGUGCGGUUUGGGAGGUUGAGGUUGUGAGUGGAUCGGACGUUCCUGAGGAGGUGAUGGAGAGGAGUUAGUGGUGGUUGAAAUUGAAUCGAAGGGAAGAGAACGAGAAGGAGAGGGUUUUGAUGUAGGUCGUGGAGGCCAGAAAUGCUGGAUAUGCUGCAGAGGACUUUUCUGCGGUGAUAGCUUGCGUAGUGCAGGUGAAUAGGCUUGUCGCUCUUGGAGGCUGUGGGGGGCUUCUCUGGGCGAGCUGGUGUAACACUCGUUCUCAAAUUUCAUAUGUAAUUCAAUUCUAACUCGCUACGAAAG
Messenger RNA from Pseudocercospora fijiensis CIRAD86, 1215 nucleotides. RefSeq lists its product as uncharacterized. NCBI's taxonomy places the organism in Eukaryota, Fungi, Ascomycota, Dothideomycetes, Mycosphaerellales, Mycosphaerellaceae. Bases 9 to 980 code for a protein of 323 amino acids. The transcript has 3 exons. The record is from RefSeq and is a predicted model, not a curated record.